ACCUGACACGCGAUUCCACCUGACACGCGUUUGGCAGGCAGCUGGAGACCAUGAGCUACCUGAGCCACCUGAGCCCCGGACUGAUUUCAGCCUACAACAGUCUGACCGACAAACACCUCGCUGGAUACUUCAGCAACACUCGCAUCAGAAGACACUUGCAGAGAGCAGGACUGAUCACCAGGAGUGGCCGAAUCGUUCCAGACAAAGAGUACAGACACAAGCUGAGCCAGAGAGCCCACCAGAGACAUGUUCGGGAAUGUCUCGCCCAGGCCAUUUUCUUCAAGGUGCUGGAGAUGGAGCGUCUCCAUCAAAUCGAGAUCAAAAGGAAACUGGAGGAGUUUGCGAGUAGGGACCGAGUGCACAAGAUCAAGGUGGAGCGCUCCAGAAGGUAUGAAGACGACAUCAUCCCCAUCCUGUCUCCACACCCACCCAUGGGUGUCAGGGGUUUCCGGAAGCAGCACUCUGGACCCGAGGGGGAGCACUCCGAGUCCUCCGAGUCCCUGGGAUCGUCUCGACCCAACACAGCUCCAGGGAAGAUGCAGAGGCCAGUGCGUCUGAAGCCGAUCCACAGUAACGGCACCACGGCUUCACUGAGACGCAGCUCCCCUUACAGGCUCCAAGAGUCCUCCAAUGAGAACGAUCAGCUGUUCAACUGCACGAUGAACAAGGAGUCGCGGAGACGUUUGACUACAAUGGAGACCUCCAAUGACAUCUCCCCCUACCGCCUCCCUGUCAUCAACAACUUUGUUGUUACCCCAGUGCCUCCAGCCAUAAAGAGGAAAGAGAGAGGGCUCAAGGUCACUCCCAGUGGCGGCACGCUCAGAGGCCGCAGACUGCGCCCCCCCACUGCCACCAGUGGUGCUAACGUCACCGAGGACCCCCCCAUGCUGAGGAGCUCUGUGCACCACAGCAGGGUGUGUGUGAACAUGGUGUACUUUGGCAAAACGGUGCAUCUCUCCCACGACCUGACCGACAUGAGGGACGAUGUGAAAGUGUUCCAGCAGCACUGCGGAGGAGAGAACCUGUCUGUGUAUAAAGGAAAGCUCCGCGAGGGAGAGUCCUUCCAGUUCCUUUCGAAGCGACACAGAGGCUUCCCCUUCAGUUUGACCUUCUUCCUGAACGGGCUGCAGGUGGAGCGGCUGAGCUCCUGCUGCGAGUUCAGACACAGGAAAGGCUCCAGACUUGGUGGCAGACACGGACACUUUGGCUUCGUCAGCGUAGAGGGGGCAUCGCCCUGCUAUAAGUGCAUCAUAGCGAUGGGAUUGGACAAAAAACCCACACCACCACCAAAGAGGGUGAAAGAGGAGGGAAGAAGAGAGGAGUCGGUCAUCAGCCCGAAAGAUGCUCCUGAGAUGGAAACAGAAAUGAUCGGAGAGGAUGCUGCCUCCCAGUCCGACUGUGAAAGAGGUCCUCCACAGGAAGUGGAGUGUCGAGUCAAAGAGACACAUGUCACUGUGCAGAGCAGAGUCAGAGAUGAUUAUGAAGAAGAUUUUGAAGCAGACGAUGAGGGCCCUGUGGAAGAGGCGAAAGAAGAGAAAUCCCCAUCUCCCUCCAGUGACACUGAGACACAGGUUAAAGAGAUAGAUGCAUCGGAGACUGAAGACGAUGAGAAGGACGACGACAUCAAGUCUCGUUCAGGCUCCAGCUGUACAAGUAGCGACCAGGAGGCGAGUGAUGAUGAAGCCACACAAGACCACAGAGAGAAAGCGGAGCAGACUUCGGUGGUUGAUGAAGACGAAACUGUUGCUCCACCAGAUGAGAAAGAUGAACUGUAUCCGGAAGAAGCAGCUGCGACUCAGGCUGCGUGUGGUGCGGCUAUAGACCCGGACUUACAGCACAGUGCGGGGGACAGCACAGAGAUUGACAUCUCUGACACCAGUGUCCCCUUGGGGCAGGAGCUCAAACCUAGUGAUGACACCUCGGGAGAAAAGGAGGAGGUGAAAACAGAGGAUGAGGGCAAACAGGAGGAGCAGGGGCCGGAGAGGGCUAAAUCUGUGCAGGAGAAACUGGUGGAGGCCAUCCUGAAGGAGUCGCAGUGCAGCUCUGAGCCCGAACUGAGCGACACCAGCACAGAGGAGGAGGAGGAGGCCACCGAUAAAGAGCAGCAACCAAAUCUCGCAGAGGAGCUGAAAUGUGCAGAAAGUGUUGUUGAAGCUGAAGUUGUUGAAGAUCAGGAGGAGACAUCUGAGCCAAAAGAACAGGAGGAGGAUGGAACAGAAAAAGAGCUUCAUGAGAACAGGGAUAGCACCAAAAAUGAGCUGGACAAACAACUGGAGGAAGAUGAUGAAAAGCCUGCGUCAGAAGAAGAAGAAGAGAAGUUUGAAGGGAACAUGACACCAGAAAACCCAGCCUCAGAACCUGAGGAGGGUACAGAAGCUAAAUGCAACGAUUCGGAAGCUGCACAGAAAGAUGUAGAGGGUGAGGAGAAAACUGGAGAAGCAGAGGAGGCGGAUGAAUCAUCGGUAUCGGAGCUGGAUAGAAAGACCGACGAGACAGCGGUGUCGGAGGAUGCAGAGGAAGAGACGAUGACAGUGAGCGAGGCAGUGGAGAUGAAAGUGGAGCCCUCAGAGGAGCGAGAGGCCCUCAGCUGUGAAGAGGCACCUGCGAGUGACACAGAGGAGAGGCAGCAGGGAGACAGCACGGCAGCAUCACGAGCAGAAGUCACGACGGAGGAUUCGAGCAGCUCGCUGGAGGGGAGCGCAGACACCACAGUGGAAAACACAGCAGAUAUUAGUGAAGACAGUGUAAAGGACGAGGGCAGUAAAGAUGAGGUCAAAAAGGAAGAAGCAGAGCUAGUGAGUAAGGAUGGGAAUCGGCAAGAUGAAGGGUUGGGAGGAGAGCAGAGAGAAAAGUCUGUGGAAACAUAUGAUGAGGUCGAGAAGGAGAAAUCUGAGGGGGAAAGUAAGGAAGCAGAAGGUGAACAUCGUGGAGAAAGGGAAGAGAAUGAAAAAGAUAAAAAAGAGGAAGAGGGCAAAGAUGAAAGUAAGAAAGAAGAAAUUAUAGAAGAUGAGGCAAAUGUUGUAGAAGAUACUAGAACUGACUCAAGCCCUGAAAGGCAGACAAAUGAAGAACCUGCUGAUGAAGAAGAUGAAGUUGCACAUGAAGAGAAAGCAGAAGAAUCAGAAAAAGACAAGGGUAGUGAAAGUGUUGAGAUUAAAAAUGACGAGGAGGAAUCUGAAGCAAAGGAACCCGUGAUUGAUCAAACCAGUGAAUGUGAAGAAGUAAAGGAGAUGAAGGCAGAGAGGGAUGAAGAAAAGGUUGAGGAAGCAGAAAAAGAAGAGAGAAAUGAGGAAGAACAAAUGGAAUCUGAAAAGAGUAAAGAUGACAAUGAGAAAGCUGAAGAGGGAGAAGAAAAGUCUGCGAUUAGCGUAGAACCUGAGAAAAUUACUGAUGACGAGAAGACAUCUGGCAAAAAUACAGCUGAGUCAGAAGACGUCAGCGAAACAGCAGAUGGAAAUAAAACGACUGAACACACGGUGGAGUCUGAAGAUGCUAAGAAAGAAACUGAAGGAGCGAGUUCCAACAGUGAGAGAGGAGAAAUUGAUGGUGAAAAUGGAGAGAUUUCAACCGGAGGGGAAAGAAAUAGUCAUAAUGAUGAAGAGAUGGAAGCCUCAAAGGAGGAGAGUAAUGAUGAGAAAGCCGCCGAGCGUGUUGGAGACGGAAGAAUAACAGAGGAACCGACUGAGGGGGGAAGUGCGGAGGUUAAAGAAGCAGACUCUGGAGAUUGUGCUGGAAAACAUCACGAUGAGGACGAGGUAGAGCAGGAUCAUGGAACCGAUGCGUCAGAAGGUGAAGCUCAGGAAAGAGACGACAGUGAUAAACAAGAGGAAACCGCUCAAAAAGAUCCUGAGCAAGAGAGCGAAGAAAGGGAGAUAACAGAGGAAUCUAAACCAGGUCCCAUGGAUACUGACAGACAGCAAAUGAAACAACAAGACGAAAAUGGCAACAAACCUGAACUCAGUGAGAACAGAGAUUCAGACUUGAUCGAAAGUAUCGACAGUAAGACCAACGAGGAUGAGGCACAAUCUUCAGCACCCACAGAUGACGGUUUAGGUGGUACAAGUCGUAAAUUAGACGAGUCCACCGCAACAUCUGACAAAACAACAUGCUCUGAUCAACUCGCUGCUGUCGCCAAUGGAGAAAACGGAGAGGACGCGGAGGAGGCGAGCAAGGCCUCGGAGGAGGGAGCAAGUGUGCUGCUCAAACCUCAGGCACAAAACGAGGAGGCUCCUAAUGCAGAAGAGAGCGUCGCAGUGGAUGAAGACGCUCCAGAGGCCCUGGUGGCAGAAGACAGCAGAGAUCUGGUCACAAACUGGGUAAACACGCAUCAAAUGUCAAAGGACUUCGAGACAUUUGUCGAACCCUUAGAGGAUUUGAAGGAAGAGGCGUCACAUGUCCAAGUGAACAGUAGAGAAGAGACGAUAUCUACAGAGCUGCUGAGGUUAGAGACUCCACCUGAGGUGAUGAAGAAGAGUGAAGAGGAGGAAAACGAACAAAUACACAAAGUUGAAAGUGAAGAAAAACUGGAAGCUGUAGAGUCGGAGAUUGAGAGCAAACCCUGUGAAGAUGAACCUCAGAGCGACGCGAUCAAAGAUACGACCGAGGAGAAAGAGGAGACUGAGGUGGAGGAAUUAAACCAGAUGAUCCAGACUGAAGAAAAUGACGAAGAGUCUUCAGAUGGACAGAGAAAACGAAGCAAGGAAUCUCUAGAGGAAGACGAGGAUCAAAAAGGACCAACAAAGACGCAAAGUGAUGUUUCAAAGACUGAAGUGGAAAGCAUAGCCGGUACUCACCAUUCUGCUGCCAGUCUCAAAGCUGAGAGUGUCACCGAGAGGCAAAGUGAAGAGAAAACUUCUGCUCAUGAUCCAGAAAAAGCAACAGAAACUGAAGAGAUAAAAUAUCUCCGACCUGCGUCCAAAACAGACGAGGACAAUGAGCGCCCAGCGAGUCCAGGUGGAGCCAAAGAUUCAGAGGAAUCAUCGGGGAGAACACAGGAGCAGAGUCGAGAAGUGACGGAAAUAACUGAUUUUACAACGUCCAAGUCGGACGAUGGAAGCCAAGAGGAGUCCCAGGACGGAGGGAUCCGGCCCAAACCGUCCGGCGGCAGCCUGAACGGAGAGAGAAGGGAUGUGCAUCUGAUCAAAGACAUCAAACGCACCCUGAGCAAAGACAGACUGAGUUCUUUCUCCGUGGAUGAGACGCUGUUUGGGAGCAGCUUGAAUCCUUUGCUGAGCGCAGCGAGGACGGAGAGUUGACGCUAGAGUGGCUGGCACUAAGGAACAGUGACUCUUCAA
Messenger RNA from Platichthys flesus (European flounder), 5294 nucleotides. RefSeq names its product glutamate-rich 3 (gene erich3). Lineage: Eukaryota; Metazoa; Chordata; Actinopteri; Pleuronectiformes; Pleuronectidae. The coding region runs from base 51 to 5255 and encodes 1734 amino acids. The record is from RefSeq and is a predicted model, not a curated record. The transcript is spliced from 14 exons.